CGCCACGCCUGCGACGCUGCCAUGGAGACGUAGUCGCGGCCUUCUGGCUCCACCCAGGACCUGAAUCCCUUGCGUCAGCAGGCCCACGCGUGUCCGCGAGCUCCGGUGACAAAGUCCGCUCCGCUGGAGCUUCCAGGCAGAGGUGACUUUGCUGGGCGCAGAGGCGUGGGGCUUGCAUCCUUCUUCCUCCCAGGAGUUCUCUGUUCCAUAGCUGAGGAACACGUCUCUCACCAGCGGAGAGGAGACCCUGAGACCACCAACCAUCCGUGGGUUAUUAAGGGCCCUGCGAUUGUCCACCUGCCUCACCCUUCCACUCAGCUCAACUAGCUGCAUCCUGUCACCCUUGGUAGGAGUGGAAGACUGGCUAGAAGAAAGGACCUGAACCAACGCUUAGUUCAGUGGUGUGGGCAGGUCAACCCCUGCUGCCAGAACCCUGAAUACAUCUUUUUGAGCUCAGCAGUAUUGCAGAGGCAGCCUUCCCAGGAGUGGUGUGGAGUCACUGUCAACACUAUAGAACUUUCUGUCUGGAAUGGCUCUGACAUGGCUUCUGAAUGGUCAGAGAUGUCUUGGAUUUUCCUGCCCUCCUGAGGAUCUUGCCUAUGGAAGGUGGAGUUACCUACGUUCACUAUUAAGUUGAACAAGGACUCCUGAACCCAACAGCCAUCAGGGUUGUUGGCCAAUUAACAAAGCAAAUCAGCCAGCUGUUCGUGGCCUAGGAGGAAGCCGGGUGUGCAGGACCUGGGCCUGUGGGAUGAGUAGGCGAGUCCCGCUGGCAGAGAAGGCCCUGUCUGAAUCCUAUGCCCGCCUCCGGUACAGGGACAUGUCCUUGCUCAUUUGGCAACAGCAACAGCAGAAGUUGGAGUCUGUACCACCCAGUACAUACCUGAGCAGAAGCCGCAGCAUGUGGUACUCGCAGUAUGGGAAUGAGGCCAUCUUAGUCCGAGACAAGAACCAGCUUGGGGUCUCUAGGGACACCGGCCAGUCUAGGUUUUGCUCAAUCAUGUAAUUCCAGGGAGAAGACCCUUGAUGGCCAUAAAGAUCAAGUCGUGGUAUAAAAACCUAACACCCAAGAAUGUCAUGCAACCCUUUAUUAGUGGCACAGCGGGUACCUAGAUGCUCCCCUCACUGCCCAGGCCCAGACCCUGGAAAUGCUUCCAAACAAAAGGGAAGCAAGAGAGACCCCCAUCUGCUCCUAUGAGGCUAAUAUAGGUCAGGUCCUGGGUAAGGAGGGGACUCUCUUCUUGCAAGGUCCCAGAUCUGUCAGCUCACUGCAGUGACAUGUGAAAGGGGGCCAGUGACCAAUUGGUCUGUAUGUCACUGCAUUGUGGUAGCAUCCACACUGGCCACCAGAUGUGGUCUCACACAUAGGUACGUCCUCUCAAGUGUGGGGAAGUACUGGAGCCUCUUCUAUCAGACUGCAAAGGUACCCAUUCAGAGGCAAGCAUGGUCCACCCCAUGGCUAUGCAAAUGUGGGGUACGUUUUUGCCAAAACUGAGCUUUCUAAAUAAACGUCUUAGGACUUCUC
Rattus norvegicus (Norway rat) is the source of this 1525-nucleotide messenger RNA. RefSeq names its product BRD3 opposite strand (gene Brd3os). The record is from RefSeq and is marked validated. The coding region runs from base 752 to 1006 and encodes 84 amino acids. The transcript is spliced from 2 exons. Lineage: Eukaryota; Metazoa; Chordata; Mammalia; Rodentia; Muridae.